AUGCGGAAGUUCAUACCACUUAAACAAGAGGACAACGAGCCCGUCGACGUCAAGCGUGUCAAGAAAGAACAGCCUCUUGACGCGGAGGUUCUGCAGCUGGUUCAGCCCCUACGUGUUCAACUGAACCCUGGCAGCUCUCUUGGGCGUAUCUCCGAGGCUUGCACCACUGGACAGAAGAGACUCAAGAGUAUUCGGUUACAGGAGAAUCCUGCCGCUACGCAAGACCAGAUCGCCGCGGCCUUUAACGUCAGCCGUAGCAGUGUCAGUAAGAUCCUCAAACAUCAAUCAAUAUGGCUCCAUCCAAACAAGGUCGUAAGUCCCAGGUUUUACAAGCAAACGUACUCCCAGCGCACCAAAAGCUUUGAAUGCGCCCUUACAGAUAUUCUCAGAGACAUUGCCUCCACUGGCGUCGUGAUCACAGAUUCUCGGCUACGCAUCGAAGUGCAGUCCCUGCUCGCGGAGGAGAACAAAGAGCUUCACCCCGACUGUGUUCCGAGCUUCAAGGCAAGCCCGAGCUGGAUCACGCAAUUCAAAAGACGCAGUGGACUCCGCCGCGGAACAUUCGGUGACGGGGGCGAAACCAUUCUGAGGCAUCUAUCCUUGAGCUUACAUGGCAUCCUCGACUCAGAGGAUGUAUCCCGCUUCCACUAUCCAUCUGAUCGAUUGCUGGCGUCACUUCCGGAUCAGGUGGACGAUCUUCCUGAAUUCUAUGGCGACAAUCAAUGGGCGCAGUGGCCGUUACGAGUCCAGGAUCUCCCGAUCGUGGACCGCGACGCCUAUUCCGCUGCGAUUUCCCGCUCUCCAUCGCCACAGCAGUCUGACGCAUCGUGCAGCAGUGACAAGUCUCCAUCGCGGGAUAGCGUUGGAGAAGAUCGCCAAGCCAUCGAUGUCGACGUCCAUGACCCUCUCUUCUUUGGUGUCUCACUGACUUCUACACCAACAUCCGCGCUCAGAGAUGAACAUCCACCUUCCAUUCAUGUCGACCCUUCCACCAGAGCUCUUCCUGUAGCUCGCUCUCCAGGCGCGGUGGCGGGGCCAGUACAUCAACUUCCAGGGUCUGAUCAGUCACGGCCACCAUCGAUGCCCUCACCUGGCGAUGUACCUGGCGCACCUCGUUCAGCGACGUUGGUGCAGGGCAUGUACGUGUCGGCGAGUUCACCUGCUAAAGGCUGUGUAGGCGAAUAUACCGCUUCCAGCCCCUUAGCCUCUGGCCUGGAUGCCACCGUCAUGCGCUCUGAGCAUCGUGACAGUCGCAGUAGCCAUCCCUCGGAUGACAAUGUCGAUAAGCAUGAAAGACAGUCGCCCUCACGCCGUCAUUAUGAGCGGGAGGACCUCAUGUUUGGACACGUCGAGUCAGUCAGUCAGGCGGCAAACUUCGUUACCAAACUCAUGACAUUUUUUCGCGCCAACCAUCAUCUCAUUUCGCUCAAUCAAUAUGAACACCUGCGUGCUCUUCGUCACCAUUUACCGCCGGGCCACUAG
Molecule: messenger RNA, 1482 nt
Organism: Postia placenta MAD-698-R-SB12
Lineage: Eukaryota; Fungi; Basidiomycota; Agaricomycetes; Polyporales; Adustoporiaceae
Exons: 3
Coding region: 1-1482 (493 amino acids)
Source: RefSeq, a predicted model, not a curated record